GACAGCUAGCGACAAGCCGCCAUCCGCCGCGUUCGGCUAUAGGCUAAUCCGGACUAACGGCAGAUUUAAAUGAUGCCAUUGUCCUUGAAUCACAAUGGAUCCAUUGACCAAGCUCCCCGCCUGAUCCACUUGGCAGAUGCUGGGUUGGAAAAUUCUCACACACACAAAGGAACUUCCCUUUUGGAGUAUAGCAAGCAGACACACACACAGCACAGCACAGGGUGUAAGAAAGAGGCAAGACCCUACAGAGGUUGGACUGGUGAAGACAGGCAAGAUGUAAUGUUCAUGGGAAAAAAGACAACUUGGUCAAGUCCAAUUAAUAAACUAUAAUGGCGUCUCAGAGGAACAGAGAGAGGGAAGUUGGGGUGGAACAGGACAUGGCCCUUUCUCCCAUGUGUUUGAUGGGAUGUUUAUCCCCAAAGUCUGUCGUGAAAGUGAAAAGGAAAAUGAAGAAGUGGAAGAAGUGGACAGAAGAAAGUAGAUGAAAAAAUGGAAGCACAAGAAAGCGUCCGUGACCAUGUUUUACCACCUUGUCAAGCAAAAUAAAUUGGAGGAUGUCACGGAGCAGCAUGGCCUGGUCCUGCCUGAAGACCUGGACUUCAUCAAGGAACAAAUUGCUGGACCGAUUGACCCAACCAUUGUGGAGUGGGCUUACGAAAGCAGACCAGAGAAUAAGUCCUUCCUGUACGAAAUCAUAGCCAACAAGAGAAACGGUGUUGAUGUUGAUAAAUGGGACUACUUUGCCAGGUAUGUCAUGCUUUCAAAUACUUGGUUGUCAAAGGUCUCUGAAAUUGCAUUCCUAAACACAUUCUUAUCAAUUGUCCUCUGUCAAACAUGCAGGGACUCCUCCUACCUUGGUCUUCAGAGUAACUUUGACCAUGACCGCUUUAUCAAAUUUGCCCGAGUCUGUGAGGUGGAUGGGAAGUCUCAGAUCUGUACCAGAGACAAGGUGCCACUUGUAGUACUUGUAGUACCUAACCCUUAUUAAUGCACACUCGCUUCCAGUUUCCAUCGCAUGAAAAAAUUAUUCCACAAUUCUUUGUAACCCGUUGUCAAAUUGAACCAUAUGAAUAUGAUGGAAGGUAACUGUUAGGUGUGAUUGAUGCUUUCAAACGUCCCCAUUAUCAGGGGCGUGUUCAGGGAGGGGCCUAGGGUGGCAUGGGCCACCCCUGAAAUCUGAUUGGCCACC
Molecule: messenger RNA, 1189 nt
Organism: Hypomesus transpacificus
Lineage: Eukaryota; Metazoa; Chordata; Actinopteri; Osmeriformes; Osmeridae
Product: deoxynucleoside triphosphate triphosphohydrolase SAMHD1-like
Exons: 4
Coding region: 482-988 (168 amino acids)
Biological process (GO): regulation of innate immune response; dGTP catabolic process; defense response to virus
Cellular component (GO): nucleus
Molecular function (GO): dGTPase activity
Source: RefSeq, a predicted model, not a curated record